Molecule: messenger RNA, 1672 nt
Organism: Rhipicephalus sanguineus (brown dog tick)
Lineage: Eukaryota; Metazoa; Arthropoda; Arachnida; Ixodida; Ixodidae
Gene: Smu1
Product: WD40 repeat-containing protein SMU1
Exons: 10
Coding region: 62-1627 (521 amino acids)
Biological process (GO): mRNA splicing, via spliceosome
Cellular component (GO): precatalytic spliceosome
Molecular function (GO): protein binding
Source: RefSeq, a predicted model, not a curated record
AGAGUAAAUUUUUGACGUACUCUCAACGCCAGCGGCGCUGCAGUCGACGUGCGCUUGGAAAAUGGCGAUCGAGAUCGAAUCAGCAGACGUCGUUCGCCUCAUACAGCAAUACCUGAAGGAGAGCAACCUCUUUCGGACUCUUCAAGUCUUACAGGAAGAGACGUCCAUAUCCCUGAACACAGUAGACAGCGUCGACAGCUUUGUCCAAGACAUCCACAGUGGUCACUGGGACACUGUUCUCAAGGUUGUCCAAUCGCUGAAGCUGCCGGACAAAAAGCUCAUCGAUUUAUAUGAGCAGGUGGUGCUAGAGCUGAUCGAGCUGCGUGAACUUGGUGCAGCUCGGUCUCUCUUGAGGCAGACAGAUCCCAUGAUCAAGUUAAAGCAAGAGGAGCCAGAAAGAUACAUUCACCUCGAAAACCAGUUGGCGCGUUCCUACUUUGACCCGCAAGAGGCGUACCCCAGUGGGAGCAGCAAAGAACGACGGCGGGCAGCGAUAGCACAGGCCCUGUCGGGAGAGGUGAGCGUAGUGCCCCCCUCCCGCCUCCUGGCACUGCUUGGCCAGGCGCUCAAGUGGCAGCAACACCAGGGGCUUCUGCCUCCCGGGACGACCCUCGAUUUGUUCCGUGGCAGAGCCGCCCUGAGGGGAGGUCAGCAGGAGGAGGAGCGUUUCCCCACACAGCUCUCUCGCAUGAUGCGCUUCGGGCCCAAGGCACACGUCGAGUGCGCCCGUUUCUCGCCCGACGGGCAGUUUCUGGUCACGGGCUCCGUGGAUGGGUUCAUAGAGGUCUGGAACUUCACCACCGGCAAAAUCCGCAGAGAUCUCAAGUAUCAAGCACAGGACAAUUUCAUGAUGAUGGACGAUGCCGUUAUUUGCAUCUGCUUCAGCAGGGAUUCUGAAAUGUUGGCUUCUGGGGCACAGGAUGGCAAAAUCAAGGUGUGGAAGAUUCAAACGGGUCAGUGCCUGCGGCGGUUUGAGCGUGCUCACUCCAAAGGUGUCACCUGCCUCAGUUUUUCUCGGGACGGCAGUCAGCUGCUCAGUGCUUCUUUUGAUCAGACCAUAAGGAUCCACGGCUUAAAGUCUGGGAAGUUGCUAAAGGAGUUCCGUGGCCACACCUCGUUUGUGAACGAUGUCAUCUUCACGCCCGAGAGCCACCACCUACUCAGUGCGAGCUCGGAUGGCACGGUCAAACUGUGGAGUGUCAAGAGCACCGAGUGCCUGAGCACCUUCAAGUCCCUCGGUGCAGCCGGUGGCAUGGCCGGUGGCAUGGGCAGUGACAUCACUGUGAACUCUAUCCAUGCACUGCCCAAAAACCCCGAGCAUUUUGUUGUCUGCAACCGUUCCAACACAGUCUCCAUUAUGAACAUGCAGGGACAGAUUGUGCGCAGCUUCUCCAGCGGCAAGAGGGAAGGCGGCGACUUUGUCUGCUGCACCCUGUCUCCAAGGGGAGAGUGGAUUUACUGCGUGGGAGAGGACCACGUCCUGUACUGCUUCUCCACAGUCUCUGGCACACUUGACCGGACACUUACCGUUCAUGAAAAAGAUGUCAUUGGUGUCUGUCAUCAUCCCCACCAGAACCUCAUUGCAACAUACAGUGAAGAUGGUCUUCUCAAGUUGUGGAAACCAUAACAGCAGCAUUGUAAAUAAAUACUACACAGUGUAAAAGUAAAAAGA